AAAAAUACCUCCCGCCCGCUCCGCUCCACUCCCAGCCAAACUUCCUCCAGGGGCAAGGUGGGGGACGGCAGCACAAAAAAUACCCCUGCCCCCCUCCGAGAGAUGCUGUAGGGCGAAUCAAUCACCCCCAAACCCCUCGGUUUGUCCCCUGUCCUUGUCCCCCUCCUGUCCCCAUCGCGCUGCCGGACGCUGGAUCCCCGACCCUCGCCCGCCUCCCCCCGCGGCCCCGGGGCUCAAGGUGCGGAUCCCUCCCUGGUGCCGGCCGGGGCUCUCACCUCCCACCAUGGGGGUUAAGGCGAUGCUCCCCAGCUACGAGCUGGGGUUUUAUGCCCUCGUGGUGACCUGUGCCGUGCUCUACAGCGGCAGCGGCAUCUUCCAGGCAUCCAGAGACAGCAUGAACAGAAAAGCCUUUCGGGAUGGCAUAAAGCCAGGCUGGCACUACUUUGGCAGGAAGAUGGACGUGGCUGAUUUCGAGUGGGUGAUGUGGUUCACCUCGUUCAGGAACGUCAUCAUCUUCGCCCUCUCGGGACACGUCCUCUUCGGCAAGAUCUGCUCCAUGACCGUGCCACAGCACCGGGCUGUGAUGUACAUGAUCUACGGGCUCCUGGCUGUGCUGGGCAGCAUGGGGCUGGUCUACCUGAUGAUCAUCCUCUCCCACUGCCUGCUCCUCUACUCGGUGGCCCUGGCCAAGCAGAAGUGGCUCUGCUACGUGGCCGGGCUCUGCUGCCUCGCCUCCUUCAAGGUGGAGCCCUUUGGCUCGUGGCAGAGCGGGUUUGUGACGGGAGCUUUUGAUCUCCAAGAUGUCCUUUUCUACGGAGGCUGCACCUUCACCAUCAUGCGCUGCAUGAGCUUCGCCCUCGAGAGCUCCGAGAAGGCAGAGGGCAUCUACUCCAUCUUCGACCUCCUCAAGUACAACUUCUACCUCCCGUUCUUCUUCUUCGGGCCUGUCAUGACCUUUGACCAGUUCCACGCCCAGGUGAGCACCCGAGAGCUGAGGCGCAAGGACGACGAGAUGAAGAGCAUCCGUGUCAAUGCCCUGCUCCACGUGGGGGCCAUCGUGGCCGUGGACAUCUUCUUCCACUUCUUCUACAUCCUCACCCUGCCCUCUGACCUGAAGUUCGUGAACCGCCUCUCGGACUGGUCCUUGGCUGGCCUGGCCUACUCUAAUUUGGUGUAUGACUGGGUGAAAGCUGCUGUCAUGUUUGGGGUCAUCAACACCAUCGCCAGACUGGACCACCUGGACCCACCCCAGCCCCCAAAAUGCAUCACCAUGCUCUACAUCUUUGCUGAAACGCAUUUUGACAGAGGGAUUAAUGACUGGCUGUGCAAAAUUCCAGCUGGGGUUGCCCUGGUCACCUCCUUUUCCUCACAGACCCUUUUCCCUCUGCUCCUCUCUCCUCCACAGGCCAAGCUGUCAGGGGCCAUGUCUCGGCGGAUCAGGGCGGCUUUUGGGGCAGUGAACUUCUGGGCCAUCGUGCUCUACAACAUCCUGGCCCUCAACAGCCUGGAGUUUGCACUGCUGGUGACCAAGAGACUCCUCGUGAUGGGUUUCCCCGAGAGCACCUUGUCCAUCUGGUUCAUCACGUACUGUGGCGUGCAGCUGAUCAAGGAGCGCGAGCGCAUCCUGGCCAUCCAGGAGGAGGAGAAGGGUGACAAGGCAAAGGUGGAGUAGGGGAGGCACCACAGGCUUGUCCUGAAGCCUCGUCUCCCUUCCAGCCACUGCUGCCAGGCCAGGGCUCUCCAAGGCCUCCUGACAACCGGACUGCUGUAGCUCAUCCACGUAGAAGUCGCCUGCAAGGCACAGGUCACCCCCUUGCUGCAGGGAAGAUUUUCCAUCAGGCACAGCGGGUGUUUCACGGUCUCCCCAGGCGUGGCAGGAUGCUGAGGCAGCUCUCAGGACGUUUCUUCCAUGCCAGAGCCAUCCCCAUUGUUUUCCUGACCCUCUGACAGUGUGCAGACCCAGAGGUUUCACCCCCUGCUUCCCACAACGCUUGGUGCACCAGCACUGGGCUCCCCCUCAGCCCAUAUCUCCCAGAGGAGACUCUCCAGGCCCCGUGGCUGGAGGUUUUAUGGCUCUGCACUGUUGGAUCUGAGACUGCUGUGCCCACCAAGACCACCCUGCUGUGACACGUGUGCUGGGACUCAAGCCAAACCCCACCUCACUUUUUUUACAUGCCAUGGACAAAGGUCUAAGCUCACAUUCCUGCCCGUGGCUGAGGGGCAGAACGUGCUGUAGCCACCCCUUGCUCACCUCCAGCCACCCCAUCCCUUUCCCCAGCUGCCUUUGGUGUGCACAGCCCAGCUGCAGGGCUGAGUGAGCACACAGCUGAACACAAUCAAAGGAAAGAAAAACCCCAGCUGAAGGUCAGGGAUUGGGGCUGGGUGGUGGAGGGAAAGCCCAUGGGAGACUCCUUGGAGAAUCAGACUUUGGGAGUGUGUGAAACACAGUGCCUUGGGGGAAAAGGUGGGUUUGUGACACAAAAAUAGCUCUGGCUCUCUUGCACUUUAGAGUAACUCUCAGUGGCCUUAUGUCUGAGUUAUGUCUGUUUGGGGGCAGGAUCCACACCCCUCUGCAAAGGGGGUUGAGACCUUGGUGCAUCCCUGUGGGGGAAGCAGGAUGGGUUCCUAGCCAGCUUUCAGCUCUGCCAAAGUAAUUUGUGAAGUCCCUGGUAAAUGUCUCUUAUUUAUGUAGCCAAUAAAUAUUGGAUAACUCUG
Molecule: messenger RNA, 2715 nt
Organism: Onychostruthus taczanowskii (white-rumped snowfinch)
Lineage: Eukaryota; Metazoa; Chordata; Aves; Passeriformes; Passeridae
Gene: HHATL
Product: hedgehog acyltransferase like
Exons: 11
Coding region: 284-1672 (462 amino acids)
Biological process (GO): negative regulation of N-terminal protein palmitoylation
Cellular component (GO): endoplasmic reticulum
Molecular function (GO): acyltransferase activity
Source: RefSeq, a predicted model, not a curated record